AUGACCGUCGACAACUGUUCACCAACCGUCGACUUGGGGUACGUAAACCAGACCGUCAUUGGCGACGUCAUUGGUGACCUCAUUGACGACAUCAUUGACGACCUCAUUGACGACCUCAUUGACGACCUCAUUGACGACCUCAUUGACGACCUCAUUGGCGACCUCAUUGGCGACCUCAUUGACGACCUCAUUGGCGACCUCAUUGGCGACCUCAUUGACGACCUCAUUGGCGACCUCAUUGGCGACCUCAUUGACGACCUCAUUGGCGACCUCAUUGGCGACCUCAUUGACGACCUCAUUGGCGACCUCAUUGACGACCGUCUCACAAGAUAG
Molecule: messenger RNA, 333 nt
Organism: Closterium sp. Naga37s-1
Lineage: Eukaryota; Viridiplantae; Streptophyta; Zygnematophyceae; Desmidiales; Closteriaceae
Source: the annotation of a GenBank genome assembly